GUUAAAAAUAAUAAAACGUCAACGUUUUCAGAGGAAAUGAAAUGACAGUGGAGCAAAGACCGCGAAAGUACGAGAAAGAUGGGAAAACGAGCUAAAUCGGUGCCCAAAAGCACCUUCUUCAAGUUCAAGGUGGGUCUUGGGAAAAAGAAGAAAGACACCACUAUCCGACCGAAAAUUUCCUCCAAUCGGAUCACGGUUUUGCCGGGAUUUCUUAGUCAGGGUGUCAAAGCGAUAACCGCUAAGAAAGAAGCGGAAGAAAAUAAAAGAAACGAAAAUAUACUCAAAGAAGAUCUGCACAGUCUUUUCCUAAGUAACAAUCAACAUAAUUCGUCGUUACGAAGAUCUGCCAGGAUAUCCAAGAAAGACGUGGUGAAUUAUGCUGAAGUUACCCCUAAGAAACGUAAAUACCCAAGGCAGAAAAAACCAUUAAGUCCCAAAUCUUCGAAACACGACGAAACAUCUGAAAAUAUUGAAGAACUGAAUUAUUUCCCUCUUCUGCAAAAAAUUGAAGACGACCAGAACAGAAACUCUAGAAGUCUCUUCAGAAAAAUCAUCUCUUCCCAGACCCUCUCCAACAGUAUAUAUUUCCUGAAGUCGUUCUUUUCCAACAAGAAUCAGUGUGGAGCUGAGAGUUUCAAUCGAAACAUUUUGGACAAAAUACAGAUAAACUUCAAGGUGAACAUUGCUGAGAAUUUGAGGGGGAGAAUAUUUGAGGAAAUAGAGAGAGUGAACGACAUCCUGACCGGAAAAUCUGAUCCUCUUGGCAUGGGGACUUUCAUGAAGUUAACGCAUGAUUGUAUGGACGAUGUCGAGCACCAAGUACCUGAAUAUCUGUUCUCCUCCAACGACUGGCAGUUCGCCACUCCCCCAUCUCAAAAACUCAAUAUCACCUUUUACGAAGAAUCAGCAAUACAACCUGCCAUCCUUUGCGAUGACGGCAGUGGCAGGAAUAUCUACCAAUUGAAGAGAGAAAUGGAUACUAACCUAAUAAACCACAUAAACCCAAACAACAUAGAAGUCGAUAGCAGGUACAUGGAACAAAUCGCAGAGUUCGACAAGGAAAACAGACCCAUGCGUACCUUCAACUUCAACCAAAAGAAAUCUGGUGAUCGCAAAGCGGAAGACUUCGAUUUCAAGCCCAAAUUCUUCAAUAGGUACUUCAGGGAACAUUUGACUACUAUUCAGAUGCGACCCAAGAAAACUGUGAAGAGACUGAGGUUUGCAGAGUCCUUCACUAGGAACCAAAUGGCGUUGGACUUUUCCAAACCUUCCACGUCUACCAUUUACGAUCCUCUGGCCAUGGAAACUUCCGAACUCGACUUUACCUUUGUUAGUAACGUUAAAGAGUGCGGGGUGACUGAAAGCCCCAGGUCUAGUUUCAAAAUGGCUCCCAGAGUCGAUUUCCUUCAGUGUUUAGACAAUAGUCAGGAUUUCUUCAGCAAUUCCAGUGAUAACAUGGAGUGAUUUGACUCGAAUUUAUGUAUUUCCGUUUUAAAUUGUGAUCGGUUGGAUUCUCGAGCUGGGUAUCAGGUAAUAGUACAAGCGUAUAUUUUUCUCGUAUUUAGAGAUUCGAUCAAUCACGGUUUUUAACGUCGACUGUAUAUAGCUUUAAAAAUUCGUAUUCUAUCGACAACGGGAAUUCCUAUUUAAAAUUUGUAUCACAUUGAGUUGUGAAAAACUGCCGUUGAAAGAACUGACUUGAUUUUUAUUCUUGUUUUCUAAAUGUAGUUGUUUUAUCGAAGGAUAUAUCGGGGAUUGCUUUUUUUUUUGAACAUUGUGUAUAUAGGCCAGGUCCAAAAUUGAUGCAAUGUGAAAGUUUUUUGAAAGUGCAAUGAUUGUAUGCAAUAUAGGUUAAUGGAAAUUUUUAUAUUCUCACAUAAAUCAUACGAUAUAGAUUGUAUAGUUAGCUUGGUCGUUGAUAUUCGAAAUUCAAGUGGUUUACCUCUGUGAUUGUAAGUGUAAGUAAAUGUGAACUAUUUGAUACUUAAAGAAAAUUCUAUUUAAGAGAAUUAUUUUAGUUGUUCAACUUGUGAAAUUCUAGAUGUUUCAGUUCCUAUAAAAUAAAUUUAUAAAGUGAA
Molecule: messenger RNA, 2078 nt
Organism: Coccinella septempunctata (seven-spotted ladybird)
Lineage: Eukaryota; Metazoa; Arthropoda; Insecta; Coleoptera; Coccinellidae
Exons: 4
Coding region: 79-1464 (461 amino acids)
Source: RefSeq, a predicted model, not a curated record